Echinops telfairi (small Madagascar hedgehog) is the source of this 2530-nucleotide messenger RNA. Its product is annotated as zinc finger protein OZF-like. The record is from RefSeq and is a predicted model, not a curated record. Lineage: Eukaryota; Metazoa; Chordata; Mammalia; Afrosoricida; Tenrecidae. Bases 512 to 2098 code for a protein of 528 amino acids. The transcript is spliced from 2 exons. Gene Ontology annotation, biological process: regulation of cytokine production; negative regulation of transcription by RNA polymerase II; regulation of immune system process.
GUAUGAGCCCCCAAUAAAAUAAUUUUUAAAAAGAAUCUCAAUCGAAAAGAAAGCAGAAAAUAUUAAAAACUGCAACAAAUUUGGCUCAAAAGGGAGACCCAAUAUAAUGAUAAGGCAUUGAACUUUAACCUACCUGCAUCUGCUUUAGUCCAUUUUCCAGUGCGUUCUGCGUGAUCGCAUGGCUUUUCAUAGUCCUGGUCUGUGGCCAGAGGGGGUUUGUUGGAGGCUUCAGCCACAAUAUCAAGUAUUUUUUAACUUAAUUCUGCUAAGCGCACCUAUCUCUGUCACCGUCGAUCUCUAUCCUCGUAAUGUAUUUCCUAGUAAGUGGUUUCUGACCAUCGCCGUGAAGUCUGGACACGGUGAAGGGUAUCGGAGUGCUUCUUGGUUCACUGAAGCCACUUUUUCUUUAUAACUCCUCUCUUUUUGUUUCACAUUAUGAACCUCAACUUGAACUUCUGGGUCAGACUCUGGAAACCCCACUGAGGGAGACGAAUUAUCCAGUGAGCAUAUCAUGGUGCAGUUCAUGAAGAACAACACCUUGUCCCCCGUGGUACGAGACGUCUCUGAAGCACAUGACGAGAAAUAUUGGAGGAAUCAUACGAUAGAGGACAUGUGUGAAAUGAAUGAAGGCGGCCACUGUGGGAAAACCUUCAGCAAGAUUCCAAGCCUUACAGUUCUACAAAGAAAUCCUCUAGAAGUCAAUCUGUUUGAAUGCUGUGAGUACGGAACCAUCUUCAUGGAUCACGCGUUAGAGAACCAGCAGAGUGGGCCUCACGCUGCAUGCAGUAUCUGCCAGUGUAAUGAAUGUGGAGAAGCCUGGAGUUGCUCCUCUCAACCCACCACUCCAGUGAGAACUGUGAACGGGAAACAGGCUCAUAGGUGUGAGGGUUGUGGGCAGGACUUCCUGUGUCUCUCGGCCCUUCGUCAUCCUGCGACAAGUCUCACUGGUGAGAAAUCCUGUGUGUGUAACAAGUGUGAGAAAGAGCUCUGCAAUUUCUCACCCUUGUGGACGCAUGGGAGAGGUUAUCAGUAUGGAUGCCAAGACUAUUGCAAAACCUUGAAUCGUCCCCCAUCCUUCCUGUCACAUAAAAAAAUCCGUAACAGAGAUAAGCCUUACGAAUGUAAGAUAUGUGAGAAAACCUUUAGCUGUUUCUCAUCCCUCACGACACAUAGAAGAAUUCACAGUGGAGAGAGGCCCUAUGAAUGUCAGGAAUGUGAAAAGGCUUUCAGUGAGGCCUCAUCCCUCAAUCAACAUAAACGAACUCACAGUGGAGAGAAACCGUACCAGUGUAAGGAAUGUGGGAAGGCCUUUAAUCGGUCCUUCUCCCUCAAAACACAUAUGCGGACUCAUAGUGGAGAAAAACCGUAUGAAUGUAAAGCGUGUGGGAAAGCCUUCAGUCACGCCUCAGCCCUCACGAAACACGCUAGAACUCACACUGGAGAGAAACCUUACGAAUGUAAGGAGUGUGGGAAAACGUUCCGCUGUUCCUCAUUCCUAAUUAAUCAUCUAAGGAUUCACAGUGGGGAGAUGCCCUAUGAAUGUAAGGAAUGUGGGAAAGUAUUUAGACAAGCGUCAGACCUCAUUACACAUAGAAGAAUCCACAGUGGGGAGAGGCCUUACGAGUGUAAGGAAUGUGAAAAGAGCUUUAGAUGCUCCUCCCACCUCACGAGGCACAUGCAGAUUCACAGUGGAGAGAGGCCCCAUGAAUGUAAGGAAUGUGGGAAAACCUUUAGUCGGUCCUUCUCCCUCACCACGCACAUGCGAACUCACAGUGGAGAGAAACCUUAUGAAUGUGAAGAGUGUGGGAAAGUCUUUCGGCAAGCCUCAGACGUCACUAAACACAAAAGAAUUCAUAGUGGCGAGAGGCCCUUUAAGUGUAAAGAAUGUGGGAAAACAUUCCGAUGUUCCUCCCACCUUAUUAGACACAGGCAAACUCACAGAAGGCAGAAAUCUUAUGAAUGUAAGGAGUGUGGGAAAGCCUCCAGUAGUUCCUUCUCCCUCACACACAUAUGCGAGCUCACAAUAGAGAAAAGCCUUAUGAGUGUCAGUGAUGUGGGAAAGCCAUUAGUGAGAACGCAGUCCUCGCUAGACAUGUAAGAUCUCACACUGAAGAGAAGCCCGAUGAAUGUAAGAAAUGUAGUCAAUCUUUCUGUUGUUCCCCAUUCCGAAAGCAACCAGAAAAUAACUCAUAGUGGGGAAGGCUUUAUGAAUGUGAGGAAUGUGACACAGCCUUUCAGUGUUCCUCAGAUCAUACCAAACAUACAAAAACCCAGAGUGGCGAGAUUGCUAAGAUAGGAAGAAUUCAUAGUGGACACAUGUCAGAAAUGGAACAUUCAAUCCUUAAUGCUAUCAUUUCACACAGCAAGUUUUCCAAAGUCUGCUAUCAAAUAACAGCAUUUCUCAAGGAAUAAGAAACCAAGAAUAACUCAAAAGAAGAGUUUUCAUAUCCACCUUGCCCCGUUACAGGAGCCUUGGUGGCAUAAUAACAGUGCAUUGGUCUGCUAACCAUAGGGUCAUCAGUUUGAAACC